Molecule: messenger RNA, 820 nt
Organism: Gracilinanus agilis (Agile Gracile Mouse Opossum)
Lineage: Eukaryota; Metazoa; Chordata; Mammalia; Didelphimorphia; Didelphidae
Gene: ARHGAP22
Product: Rho GTPase activating protein 22
Exons: 5
Coding region: 115-777 (220 amino acids)
Biological process (GO): signal transduction; activation of GTPase activity
Cellular component (GO): focal adhesion
Molecular function (GO): GTPase activator activity
Source: RefSeq, a predicted model, not a curated record
ACUGCCAGUGGGACAGGAUAUGGCACGAUGAGAUGCAACAGGGGAAGAAGCAACAAGGCAGAAGGGGCACAGCAUGCUCAGGACUGUAAGGAAGGAUAAGCUGGAAGCAGGAAUAUGUUGAGUCCUAAGAUAAGACAGGCAAGAAGAGCCCGGUCCAAAAGUCUAGUGAUGGGAGAGCAAAGUGGACCCCCCGCCAGACCAGCUUCCCCCAACCUGUCAGACCGGGCACUAAAGUCCGGCUGGCUAAAGAAACAGAGAAGUAUAAUGAAGAAUUGGCAACAACGCUGGUUUGUGUUACGUGGGGAUCAGCUGUUUUAUUACAAGGAUGAGGAAGAAACCAAACCACAGGGAUUUAUUCCACUCCAAGGGAAUCAGGUGACUGAGCUCCUUCCCAAUCCCGAGGAACCAGGGAAGCACCUCUUUGAAAUUGCCCCAGGUGGUGCAGGGGACCGGGAGAAGAUGCCUGUCAAUCAUGAAGCUUUCCUCCUUAUGGCUAACUCCCAGAACGACAUGGAAGAUUGGGUGAAAGCCAUCCGGCGGGUCAUAUGGGCUCCAUUUGGUGGAGGGAUCUUUGGGCAACGUUUGGAAGAUACCGUGCAAUAUGAAAGGAAGUAUGGCCAUCGCCUGGCCCCACUGCUGGUGGAACAAUGUGUGGAUUUCAUCCGAGAGCGAGGGCUCACAGAAGAAGGACUCUUCCGAAUGCCUGGUCAAGCCAACCUAGUCAAGGAUUUACAGGAUUCAUUUGACUGCGGAGAGAAACCUCUGUUUGACAGGUGAGUUUGAGUUAUUGAAUCAACCAGGAGGAGCCACAAUAUAAAGU